This is a messenger RNA of Orbilia oligospora ATCC 24927, 549 nucleotides long. RefSeq lists its product as uncharacterized. Bases 1 to 549 code for a protein of 182 amino acids. The record is from RefSeq and is a predicted model, not a curated record. The transcript has a single exon. NCBI's taxonomy places the organism in Eukaryota, Fungi, Ascomycota, Orbiliomycetes, Orbiliales, Orbiliaceae.
AUGGCACCACUCGCGAUGUCAGAAUACUCUGUAUCCGAAAAGAGCACAGACGGAGGCCAUUAUCAUCACCAUCAUCAGCAGCAGCAGCAACCUCAAAUCACAACCGCCCAAUUAAACGUCCUCAUCGAUAAAUUCUGCCCCUACGCCACCGAAGUCGCCCAAAGAAUCCGCAAAGCCUCGAAGGAAGGUCUCCCAGUACCUCAAGAGUUGGUCAACAUCCCAGAUGCCACCACAAAACUCGUCGGAUUCCUUAAAAAUCUAAGACCUGCGGCCGGCUACUUCAAACCGGAAUUCACAGAAGCCCUCUACCUUAGGGUACUGGGUAUGCAAAGGGAUUACCAGGGACUUAGUCACAAUGUGGAUAUUUGGCUGUCCGGACAGAGGGCGAAGAAGAUUGUGAGGUUUAAGCCGGUGAAUGGUAAUAGACUGCCACCACCGCAGGCUUAUAGACAUCCUCACGCCCAUACCCAUGGUCACGGCCAUGGGGAUAGAGAUAGGGAAUAUAAUCCUUAUGUGGUUUCGAUGGUUGGACCUAAGGCAUUGCUAUGA